AUAUAAAAAGGCUACAUAUAAUGAAGUUGUUGCAUUACUGUUAUUUAUAACUCUGCAGAAACAAAGUUUAGAAAAUGAAUCUUCUUUACUUCGCCGUUUGUCUGGGAAUGGUGGCCUUGGCAGAUUCCCAUGGUUACUUGCAGGACCCGCUUGCCCGAACAUCACGACAUUUGGCACCCGAUGAGCCAUUCAGGCCACCAUACUGGUAUGACAACUCUGGGGUGUGGUGCGACAACGUUCAACAAGAUCAGUCCUUCUCGAGUUGUGGACGAUGUGGAGAAGCAGCUGGCAACAGGGAUGCCUCUCAAGGAGGAAUUUACGAUAAAGGAGUUAUCGAAAAGACUUACACGUCUGGAUCGAUUAUCGAGAUAAAGGCUGACAUUAGUGCGGCGCAUGGAGGUGGAUUCCAAGUUGAACUCUGCCCACAGGUCACGGAAACUGACAGCUGUUUCCAAACGCUCACCAUUGUUAGCUCCAACCUCCCAAUGAGGGAUAAUCGUGUCUGCGUUCCCAACGGGUCUGCGGUUGCCACUGCCAGAGUUCAACUCCCGUCUGGAGUGAGAUGCUCUCGCUGUACUCUUAGAUGGACCUACAGGACUUCAUACCCACCAAACCCCGAGUGCCACAAUCCAGAACCUGCUCAGACAUUCAGGAACUGUGCUGAUGUAGCCAUUGUCUAAUAUGUAGCAGUUAUGAGGAUAAAAAAAAUAUUGACUGCAACCAGAUUCCAUAACUUAACGGACUUUUUGAACUAAAUCGCAUCAAACAAAAAAAAUAAAUAUUUAUUGUUUCUUCCUGUAUUCAUAUUUUACAAUAUAAAUUUUGUCAACUUAUUCUAUUUUCGACGGGUGUCAUCUUCCACCAAUCAAUAUCAAAGUAAUAAAAGGCAUAUAUUGGAAUUAUCUUA
This is a messenger RNA of Folsomia candida, 907 nucleotides long. RefSeq lists its product as uncharacterized. The record is from RefSeq and is a predicted model, not a curated record. The transcript has 5 exons. Bases 75 to 680 code for a protein of 201 amino acids. Lineage: Eukaryota; Metazoa; Arthropoda; Collembola; Entomobryomorpha; Isotomidae.